Messenger RNA from Cylindrotheca closterium, 1437 nucleotides. NCBI's taxonomy places the organism in Eukaryota, Bacillariophyta, Bacillariophyceae, Bacillariales, Bacillariaceae. The record is from the annotation of a GenBank genome assembly.
AUGUCGUCGGUGUCAACAUCAUCACUUAUUGUCUAUGGAAGGGUGGCAAUGAAAUGCGUCCACUCAACCCUCCUAAUUCUCUCGUUGUCUUACUGUAAUUCCUUGACCUACCUAUGCAAAACAAAAGAAACUUUCAAGCUUGCCGAGCUGCAAUGGUUGGAGGUGGAACUCAAUGCAAUGAGUAGCCAAGAAGCAAAAGGUGAUAACGAGAAGAAGGUUGAACCCUAUCAUGUGAAAAAGUUACUGGUGGAUCGUGCGACGGGUUCCACCUUGUUUCAGCUGGAUACUUUUGAUGAAAAAUGUGAUGGUGCGCUGUUCCAAGAGGACCAGUCUCUACUAUCACCAACCGCGCCUUCGAGUUUGCAAAAAUGCGAUUGGAUUGCUCAAGUCUUGGUCGGCACGAAAGAUUCGGCAGCAGCAUUGGUACAAACCUUGCAAGAAGUAGCGAAAGAUACAAAGUUGCUGGAAAUUGAAAAGGAUUGGAACCUUAACUAUGUUCGAAUGGACGGAGCAAAAGACGGCGAAACGAAGAAUCAUCCUCGACAAUCGGCAACAACUUACACCAAGAAUUCACUGUUGCAAGCAGUAGCCCAAGCCUUGGCAGUUCCACCGGCUUUGGACCCAAAAGAAGCAAAGCAACAACUUUUGUUGGUGGAUGCAUUUUGUGAUAAAGAUGGUAGGACUACACGGCAGUGCUACUUGGGUGUCAUUCAAGAACGAAAAGACGGCGAGUCUGCAUUCUCAAAUCCGUUAUCAAUCCUACAAGAUUGGUCCAAGCGUCCCUUCCAAUAUAGCUCCGCCAUCAAUCCUCAAGUGGCAGAAUCCAUCAUGGAUAUAUUGUGGGACAUGAUGUUGCCAUUCAACAGUGACAAUGAUGACGAAGAAGAAGCACAAUUGACUCUACUGGAUCCGACGUGUGGAAGUGGAACCUUUCUUGCGCUGGCCAUGGAUCGAGGAAUGAGGAUAGAAGCCUACGACUGCAAUUUGCAAUGCGUCGAAGGAUCCAAGCGCAAUAUGGAAUAUCUCUUUUCCGACACCACUGCUGAUGCAAUGACUGAUCCUCAAUUUCUACUACAAGUCAGCCAACAUGAUUCCACCAAUCCCUUGCCAAUAACAUUGACGGACAGCGGCCACAAGAUCGAUUGCGUCAUUGCCAAUCUACCUUGGGGAAUCAAUAGUAGUGUGGACGAUGAUGAUCAAAAUGUCAAGAUAUUGCGGUCGGUGCGGCAACGCAUUUUGCCUCGAACCCCAUGUGCCUUUGUCACUCGCAGUGCUGAGGAGAUGGUGGACUUUGGUGGUUUUGAGGUCUUGGGUCAAGCCCAUGUACCACAACGAGGAUUCCUAUUGCCAAAGGGAAGCAAGAAAAAGAAGGGAGCCAAAGAUUUGGAACGCAACGGUAGGAAUCAAUGCGUUGUCACGAUUGUGAGGGCAAAAUAA